AUGUCCUGGCUCAAGCGGCGAGCAGGUCCAUUGAUAGUUCUCGGAACCUCAGCCGUUGGGGGCGCCGUGUACCGCUUCACCAGAUCCGCAGACCGAUCCGACGCAUCGCUGAACCCGCAUGAUUUCACGCCGUACACGCUCGUAGACAAGCAACCCGUCUCUUCCACCAGCGCAAUCUUCACGUUGCGCAACAGCAAUGGCGUAUCGGACACGGAGAGCGUAAAGGAGGUGUGGAAGCGAAGCGUCUGGAGCGUUCAGAUUAAGCAACCACAAUUACAGAUUGCGCGAGCAUACACACCGCUGCCCCCUACGCCUCCCGAUCAAAAGCAUGGCGAAAACGAGCCGGAAGACAUGAGGUUGCUCAUACGGCAGGAACAGGGCGGCGAGGUUUCGACUUACCUGCACCGCCUACCUGAACAGUCCACGGUCGAAUUGCGAGGACCGAAUACCGAACUCAAGCUUCCCCGCGACAUCAUAGAGGUUGUCUUCCUAGCGGGCGGAACUGGCAUAGCACCCGCAAUGCAGGUUGCGCAGGCGUUGGCAAGAAGGACUGGAAGUCGGAUGCACAUACUAUGGGCGAACAGACGCCGUGAAGAGUGCGAAGGUGGCAUCAGCGACGAUAGAAGCACAACGUCCGCGCGGGGCAGAGUAGGCUGGUGGAAGAGCUUCUUCGGUUCCGGCGAGCCUGUUGCGCAACCACCGCUUGCAGACGAUUCACCCGCUGCACCCAAGGGCGUUAUAGUAAGGGAACUGGAUGCCCUCAAGAAGCAGAGCGGAGUCGCAACGAAAGGCUUGACUGUCAACUACUAUGUUGAUGAAGAGAACUCGUUUCCAAGCCCGAGUGAGAUCGAGAAGAGAAUACAAAGGCAACCGGAGGAGAAAGGCUCUAGAUUGAUCAUAGUGUCAGGGCCAGAUGGCUUCAUCGAACAUUGGGCAGGCAAGAAGCUCUGGGCCAACGGCAGAGAGGUGCAGGGCCCGCUGGGAGGCCAAUUAGGGCACAUGCACUUAGAUCUUGCUUCAUCGCUCCCGACGUUUCUUAGAUUAUCUCUGCAUCUGUUCUCUUCGUUUGCCUUGUGUUCUUGUUUUAAUACAUCAUCUGCUAGCAAGAUGGACGCCGAUACAGAUGCCGAACUCGCCACUACCCUCUCACAACCAAUCAGCAACAAGGAUCCCAAUUCGCGACCAGACUGCUUCACAUCCACGUUCCAAGAAUGCAUGUUUAUCGUCUCGGUGACGAUGGCAGUGGCUAUGACGAGCUUUUUGACCGGCUCCAUCACCGUUAUGAGUUCCUUCGCAGGUCGAGACCUAGGCAUGACGAACGCGGAAAUUACAUGGAUGAAUGCUGCGACGUCUCUUACAGCAGGUUCUCUCCUCCUCUUCUUCGGCAGCAUAGCGGAUCUUUUCGGUCGCAAAUCCAUGUUCAUCGGCUCGCUAUUUUUCUUCUCCGUCUUCUGCCUCGGCGCCGGCUUCUCACAGUCAGGCAUGACUCUUGACAUACUCUGUGGCGUCCUAGGUAUCUUUUCCGCUUCCUCUGUGCCUCCGGCUCAAGGCAUGCUUGGCGCCAUCUACGAGAGACCUAGUCGGAGGAAGAACAGAGCAUUUGGGUGUUUUAGUGCAGGAAACCCCAUGGGCUUUGUGUUUGGAACUAUUCUGUCUGGACUGUUCACCCAGGUCUUUAGCUGGAGGGCUGGUUUCUUCCUGUUAGCUAUAGUAUACUUUGUGACAAGUAUCGUUGCGGCUUUCACUGUACCAAGGGAUACGCAGCCGAAGCAGAAGCUGGACAAGGAGACGUUGAAGAAGCUUGAUUUGCCGGGUACUGCGUUGACCAUCUUUGGGAUCGGCAUGUUUUGUGCGGCUUUGAGUUUGGGAGGCGAUGCGCCGAACGGGUGGAAGACGCCUUAUGUUCUCGUCCUACUGAUUCUAGGCAUCAUGCUAAUUGCGGCUUUCAUAGUGUGGGAGAUCAAGUACCCAUAUGCUAUGAUUGAUAUGAAGAUCUGGUACGACAGGGAUUUUUCUCUCCUCCUCGCAAUUCUCUCAUGCGGGUUUCUUGGGUUCCCGGUUCUAUCUUUCUGGAUCGCACUCUACUUCCAAACGGAGUUGAACUACAACGCACUUAUGACUGGCGUACACAUGCUACCCAUGGUCGUUGUAGGCCUCACCGCUAAUGCCGUCGCUGCCCUAAUCCAACACAAAGUAUCCAACAAACUGCUCGUAGGCAUCGGUGCUGCCGCACUAACCACAUCCUUUACUCUGGCUGCUGUACAGAGGUACGGGGACUCGUAUUGGGCUUUCUCUUUCCCUGCGCUAUGUUUGUGUGUGAUUGGGGUGGACUUCCAGUUCAUCGUCGCUAAUAUGUACGUCCUCUCCUCGAUGCCUACAAAUAAGCAGUCUAUCGCAGGUUCGCUCUUCCAGACUUUGACUCGUCUGUGUACAGCCAUCGCAUAUGGUAUUGCGACUGCCAUAUUUGACGCUGUGCAAAGAAAUCGUGCUACCUCUGGUUAUUAUGGUAACAACGCUGUCGAGCCAUUCGCGGCAGUGUUUUGGUUUGCGGCAGCUGUUUCCGUUCCCGGUAUGCUUCUGGUGCCUUUCUUGAGAAUUGGUACGCAGGGUCACAAAGGAGAUACUGGACGGGUGAAAGUUGGUGUUGCAGAGAAGGGUUUGAGUGGGGACGAUGGACAUGUCGUUGCUGCAGUAAGUGAGAAGCAUGCGCAGAGUGAUGUAGAAGUGAGAGGGGGUGGGGUCUGA
This is a messenger RNA of Alternaria burnsii, 2745 nucleotides long. RefSeq names its product mfs general substrate transporter. The coding region runs from base 1 to 2745 and encodes 914 amino acids. Gene Ontology annotation, biological process: transmembrane transport. NCBI's taxonomy places the organism in Eukaryota, Fungi, Ascomycota, Dothideomycetes, Pleosporales, Pleosporaceae. The transcript is spliced from 5 exons. The record is from RefSeq and is a predicted model, not a curated record. Gene Ontology annotation, molecular function: oxidoreductase activity; transmembrane transporter activity. Gene Ontology annotation, cellular component: membrane.